AUGCUUGCAGGUAAAGCUGAUCAGAUUCUGAUUGGCCUGAUGUGCAGAAAGACAGAGGCUUCAGAGUGCGAAAAAUAUUGGCUCGAUGGUUCAGAAGUCAGCUACGAGAACUGGAAGGAAGGAGAGCCUUCCAGCAGCAGAGGAAACAAGGAUUGUACAACAAUUACUGACGGCGGUGAAUGGAUCAGCGUCGACUGUAGAGAAGAACACCUUUUUGCUUGCGUUAUCAGAGGAUCCUCUUGUUUGCAGCAAAGCGUAAACUGACUGAACUUCGAUAAUGCAAGGAUCAGUUAUCUAAGAGCAAAAAACAGCGGCAUUCGUUGCAGUCAUAGGAAACAUAAUCAUCUAAACUUUUUUUUCGCAACGUAAUUAUUUGGUUGUGAAAGUCCCUGGUAGCUUUGUAUUCCUAUUUUUGUCGGUGCAAGCCUUAUUGCAACUCAUAACGAUGUGUUAUUUUUGUCCCUAGAUUCCGUA
Molecule: messenger RNA, 474 nt
Organism: Cylicocyclus nassatus
Lineage: Eukaryota; Metazoa; Nematoda; Chromadorea; Rhabditida; Strongylidae
Source: the annotation of a GenBank genome assembly